AUGAUAAAUUAAACUAAUAUUUCUUACUUUAAAAAAAAUGUGAGUAAAUAAAAAUAGUUUUAUUCGAAUAUUUUGGAUAGAAUAAUUUGUAAAAUUAUACUUAGAAAUAGAAAUAAGAAUUAUUCUAGUAACAAUCUUAAUAAUUGUAAAAUUAAAAUAGAUUAGAAAGUAAAAUCUAGAAUCGUCCUUUAUCAGUUGGUAGUAGGAAUACUAAAUUAAGAAGAUAAUCAAUUACACCAAAAGUGA
This is a messenger RNA of Paramecium sonneborni, 246 nucleotides long. The record is from the annotation of a GenBank genome assembly. NCBI's taxonomy places the organism in Eukaryota, Ciliophora, Oligohymenophorea, Peniculida, Parameciidae.